Molecule: messenger RNA, 2124 nt
Organism: Entamoeba nuttalli P19
Lineage: Eukaryota; Evosea; Mastigamoebida; Endamoebidae
Product: HEAT repeat domain containing protein
Exons: 1
Coding region: 1-2124 (707 amino acids)
Biological process (GO): protein phosphorylation
Molecular function (GO): protein kinase activity; ATP binding
Source: RefSeq, a predicted model, not a curated record
AUGAAUUUCUUUAAGAAUAUCUUCUCAGAUCCAAGCCAAGUUACUAAAGCAGUUAUUGGAGAUCCAUUUGAGACUAAGUCACAAAUACAAACAAUUAAUAAUUCUACAAUUCAAUGUGAAGUUUCACAAUCAGUUAGAAAAAUUGAUAGAACAAAAGGAACUACAUUUACAUAUGAAACAAAUUUUUAUAAGUCAAAUAAACAACAGAAUUAUCCACAAUUAUUAAUUAAAAAAUUAAAAAAUUUAAAUUGUCCAGCUUUACCUAAAAUUUAUGAAACAAAUGAAAGUGGAAGUAAAGUUACAAUUAUUACAGAAGAAAUGUAUCCUAUUAGUAAUAAAAUUAAUGAUAUAAGAAAGAGUCCAGAUCUUCUUAUUUGGGCUGUAUAUAAUCUUGUUCGUGGUGUUGAUUAUCUUCAUACAAAAGGUUAUUUACAUGGUAAUAUAAAACCAACUUCUUUAUAUGUAACUAAAGCUUUAGAAGUUAAAAUUUUUGGAUUAGAAUAUUUAAGUGAAUUUUCUUCAUUAAAUAAUUCUCCUUUUGAGAAUAGAAUUCAGACAGAUCCUCAAAUUCUUGAUGAAGUUUAUUUACCACCUGAUCCUAAUAAUUAUAAACAAAACGCUCAAGGUGUUGACUCUUGGGGUGUUGCUGGGGUUUUAUGUUAUCUUUUUGGUACUCCAAUUACUAAAAAAUCUAUGGUUGCUCAAGCACCAUCUAUUCCAGUAGAAUUAUCUGCUUUUCAUAAAUCUAUUGACUCAGUAAAUCAUGUUGAUAGACAGUCAGUUGCUUCUUUAUUAACAAUUCCAUUUAUCACUCAAAAUAGAUUUAUUGCAAUAAUAAAUACUCUUGAACACUUCUCUACUGUUGACGCCUUUGUUCGUGAUUCAUUCCUUCGUUCAUUAGCUACUCAGUUUGAUACUUUCCCACCUUCAUUUAGACAAUAUAAACUUCUUGAAUCCUUCCUUGAAAUUAUGAAAAUAGGAAAGAAUGAGUCAGUCACUGUCGUUGAACCAACAAUGAGAUUGACUACUAAUAUCUCUCAAGAAGACUUUGACUCAGACGUUCUUCCUACGAUUAAAUUACUUCUCCAAAAUGGAACACCUAUUAUUAAAUCUGCAUUACUUGCACAUGCCAGUUUAUAUGUUAAUAAAUUAUCCGAGAAUAUAGUUGGUAAUUAUCUUUAUCCAAUGCUCUCUAAAUCUAUGGCACCAGAAGCAACAGGGUCAAUGAAAGAUGCUGCUGUAAGAUCAUUAGUAUGUCUUGCACCUAAAUUACCACAAAGCACAUUAAAUGGAGAGGUAUUUAGAUUUCUUGAUGCUGCAUUACAAGAUCCAGAAAGUGUUGUUAGAAUCAAUACGGUUGUUUGUAUUGGUAAAAUAGCUAACAGAUUUAAUGAUGAUAAAAAAGCUAAAUUAGUUGCAUCUGCCUUCUCUAGAAGUAUGAAAGAUGGAGUUGCUGAUAUGAAGAAAGCAGCAGUAAUAAUGGUUUCACAAAAUAAAUAUGCCAUUGAUGGAGCUGUUUGUGCAAAAGAAGUUAUCCCAUAUUUAUCACAAGCACUAUUAGAUCUUGACCCUCAAGUAAGAAAAGCAGCAAUAGAAUGUUGGGACGUUAUUGCUAUUAUUGUGAGAGAAUAUGCUAUGACAUUAGAUAAUCCUUCUUAUGUUCCUAAAUAUCCUAAAGAAGGAGAUAAUAUUAGCCUUGGUAUUUCUAAUCAAAGUACGAAUCAAAUUCCUAUCUUUAGUGGUCAAUCUACUUCAUUUACUCCUCAGUCUGCUGUUCCUCAACAACCAGCUCAAUCUAACGUUACUCCUUCACAAACUACAGCCACUCCAACUCAAAAGGAGAAUAACACUCAACCUAAACAACCAACUCAACAAAAUAAGCCAAGCCAACCCAAACCAACUGUUCAAGCAGAUGACUGGGACUCAUGGGCUGCAUCAUUUGAGAAACAAACAAAGAGUAAACAACCACAAAUUGCAUAUGGUGGAUAUACGUCUACACCUAUAAACCAACCUAAACCUGCAACAAAACCUAAACCAGCUCCAAAGAAAUCAAACAAUGAUUGGGGAUUUGAUUUUGACUCAGAUAUUGGAGGAGGAAAUUCAGGAGUACCUUCAUUCAUUUAA